AUGCCUCGGUUGACGGUUCUUCACCCCAGAGGUCAGGGGGCUACAGGACAGGGAGGGAGAGGAGGGGGCUUGGAUCGGGCCUGUAAAUGGAUGGAGGAGGCGAAGGAGGGAGGACCUGCUGAGAGGCACCGGAAACUGGAGAGGUAGGCAGACCUGAGAGUCACUCAACAACCUUUAGAUUCAAGAGAGAGAGAGAGAUCUGUGAUCAGAGGAGUGUGUGAGAGGAUGUGCAGAUAUCUGUCAGAGUUAAGGACUCUUACUUCAGUUAUAAUCUGGUGGGAAAGAUUUCUAAAGAUGAGAUGAAGUUUCUAUGAUCUGGCAGACAGAUAGUUUUGGUCCCUGAAAGACAGACUCUCUGUUAUGAGGCUGCAUCAGAAGGCCAACCCAGAUAUAUUUUUAAACCUUUAAUAAAAGAUAAUCACUAUAUUUCUUAACCUGAAUGUAUAAAAAGAUUCUACCACAAAGUCCCCCCCCAAAAAAAAUUACUUUCCGAGCCUGUUUGUGUCGUCGAACAAUGGUGACGUUUGUCUUGUAUUGAUGACGUAUAGGUCGGAUUAACGCGACCUGAGCGUCCACACUGCAGAUACAUACAGAUACAUAUCCGAUUUAUAUCCACAUACAAAAGAGGCCUGGGUCGGAUUAGAACAAAUCAGAAUUGACCUGUUCACACUUACAUGAAAAAAUCAGAUAUGAGUCACAUAUGGUUAAAAAAUCAGAAUCGACCUGCUGUGUGAACACAGACUUAUUUGCAUCUCUGCAUCUAGCGCAUAUUCAGUAGUGUAAUUUUACUGCAUUCAGGCCACAUAAAUAAGAAACCAAGGAGGACCACGACAUAAUGCAUGCCUUUCAAAAUAAGCAAUUUUUCAAAAUAAAAGACAUGACAAACAUCAGACUUGCAUUAAAUAUUUACUUUUUUUGACCAGCUGUUCGCGACCCAUCCAGAACGUCUCCGCGACCUACUUUUGAGUCGGGACCCACCAGUUGAGAACCACUGCUGUAAAUGACACAUAAAUACAUGAUUCCAGUCUAAUAUUUUAAACACUUUAAAUAAGACAUAUAUUGUUUGUUACUCAGAGUCUUUUAGUCAGUUUCUAUCCCUGAGUGUGCCGCCUUCUUCAUCUCUGAGACACUGAAACUAUGAAACAUCUGAAGUAGAUUAAAUUAUAAUCAUUAACAAUUGUCCUGUUGUUCAAAUCUUCUCAUUUUUGUGUGUCAGUGUUUUAACCUGAACUUCCUCUCUCCCUCCAUCAGCUUUAACCAAACACCACCCGGUUAUCAGGCUCUAAAGAAACUGUCUCACUUGAAAAGCUGGUACAGUUUCGCUCUCGUGGUUGCAGUGUGGUCUGUCUGCCAGGUGGAGGCGCCGCUCUACCCCUCUGUGAAUGUGACUUGGAUGCUGGUGUUGGUGUGUUUAGUGUGGAUGGUUCUGGGAGCUUGUUUCCAUGCCUUGAAGAGCAGCCUGCGGCCAGGACAGAACCAGGUGAGCAUUCAGAUGAGUCUCCGUCUGAGAGUUUGAGGCUUUUCUGUUUAUUUAGAGACUGUGUUUUGAUUCAAGGGAGAGCCGCCGGGGAGGCUGGAGAAGAGGAUUGUGUCUGCAAACAGGAACAUCCAGUGGUAAGGCUUUGUGGUAAAUCUUUAACAUAUACAUAAGCAUUAAUUUAACCCACAAAAUGUCACAAACUGCUCAAGUCAUAAAACCCAAACUCUUUUACAGAUCCGUACUCAUGCUGUUUGUGGUUUCUUUAUUCCUCCAGGGCGCCCCGGCCGAGGGGUCCGGGUCCUGGAGUUCCUCUGGCUCUUGCUCUGGCCGACAGCCUGCUGCAGUGUGUGCUCCAGGAGCCCCUCCCAGACCCCUCUGUUCCCCACAUAAAGACUCUCAUCUGCAGGCUGGAGGUUUGUAGGAGGGAGGAAACCACCUCACAAACACUCAUACACAUGCACACAUACACACAAUUAUACACACACUCAUACACACACACACACACACACACACACUCAUCAGCCUCCAGCAGUUUCUGUCAUCUCCUGUGUUUCCAGUCACUCUUUGCAUGUAGAUCAGUGUGAAGUCUUUGUUGGUGAUAUUACAGAGAUCAGACCUUCACUCAGACGUACGCACAUAUUCUCGCCUGAGGCAAUCCUCCCACACACACACACCCACAUACACACACAUAUAGACACACACACACACACACACUGAGCUGCUGUCGUCUGUACUCUGAAUGAAGCAGAUUGACAGACGGGAGAAACUUCAGAGCUGUCGACUCAUGAAUUUCCUUCACACACACACACAUUCUCGGUGAUGAAUGUCAGCGAGUUUUCCAGACUGUUGGCGCUCUGACUCAACAUUUUGUUCAAAUACUGAAUUAAAGGAGCGAGGAUACCGACGUCUAUCAGCAGAUUUAAACUCACAAUGAUACAGCUUUAACUUCAUGUGAGUUUAAUCACUACAAAUGUGAGAAUUUUGGAGAUGUGAAGUUUCUCCGUGUGACACCAGCCUCAGGCGUAGCUUCAACUUUCUGCCGUGAGCGUCACAUCCUCCUCCGAGGGCCUCCAGCAGAGCUGUAAACUGUCUGUUUAAAAUCUCUCAGGCCUUUGUCUUUCUGUUAUCACUGUUCUGAGUCUCAGUUUAUCAUUUCUGUUUUCCUCUUUAAUUCUGGGAAUGUUCCAGAUAUGACUGUCACAUUUUGAACUGUAUGAAGUAAAUCUCUGCACACUUGCAUGUGUAGAGCAGAUGUGUCCGUGGGAGACGGUUAUAAAAAUGCAACAAGCAGAUUCCUGCAAACUCUCUUCAUCUCUCAAACUUUAACAUGACAGCAUUAUGAACAAAAAGAUUCAUAUCAGACUUUUGAUGUGUCUAUUUCCCCUCAAUCCUGCACAGACUCACCAUGACCGGGUUUUUGCAGAGGUGGUUUAAAGCAUAAACUAAACUAAACUAAACUUAACUAAACUAAACUAAACUAACUAAACUAAACUAAACUAAACUAAACUAAACUAAACUAAACUAAACUAAACUAAACGUAAUGUAACUUAACUUAAACUAACCCUAGCCCCUAACUUAACUUAACUUAAUUUUAUUAAACUUAACUUAACUAGACUAGACUAUACUUGACUUGACUUGACUUAACUAAACUUAUCCUAACUUAACUGAAGUAAACUUGACUUAACUUGACUUAACUUAACUUAAAGCUAACCCUAACCCCUCACUUAAUUUUACUUUACUUAACUAAACUUAACUUCACUUAACUUAACUUAACUCAACUUAACUAGACUAGGCUUUACUUGACUUGACUUAACUAAACUUAACUUUACUUAACUAAAGUAAACUAAACUGAACAAAACUUAACUUCACUUAACUUAACUUAACUUAAACUAACCCUAACCCCUCACUUAAUUUUACUUAAAAACUAAACUUAACCUAGCUUAACUAAACUUAACUAAACUAAACUUUACUCUACCUGACCAAACAAAACUAAACAUAACUAACCAAACUAAACUAAACUAAACUAAGCUUAAUUAAACUAAACUAAACUGAACUAAACUUACUUAAACUAAACUGAACUGAACUAAACUUAAUUAAACUAAACUAAACUAAACCAAACUGAACUAAACUAAUCUUAACUUCACCUAACUUCUCUUAACUUCACUAACUUAAGUUAACUUAACUUAAAUGAACUAAACUAAACUAAACUAAAAGAAACUAAACUUAACUUAACUUAACUCAACUAAACUUAACCAAAAUUACCCCUCUUCGUUCUCUCUCCCUCUCUGCAGUCGCUGUUUCACACUCUCCAGAAGGCAGAUAUCGGGUCAGAGGACACAACGUUGGCGGUGGACUAUGACCCUAAAGUGACGGACAAAGUCAAGCUCAUCCAAACCUACCUGCAGCAGAGGUGAGGUUUAACGUUUGGGACACACACAUCAUCUCUCCUACAGACUCUCAUACAUUAACAUCCUGCAUUCUUCUCUAAUAGGUUGACUUUGCUGUGCAGACUCGUCAGUGUGCAGUGGGAUUUUGAGGCCAGUGUGAAGGACAUGCUGGAGGGUCUGGACAGCCUCUGGGCCCAGCUGGAGGAGCUCCACACUGGAGUCACUCUCACCAAAGAGGGAAGUCAAGACCACAGAGACCUGGCCUCGGCCCUGACAGAUGCAGAGGUAAGCAGAUGCGAAGGUCCGUGUGCAGAUGUGCAGUAAAGCAGUAGCAGAAACAUUUGUCUUCUUCGUCUUUUUAAGCACUUUUAAGAUCCUGUUGAUUACAUUCACAUUUCCCCGUCGUCUCCUUCGAGUGCUGUUUGUAAUACUCUUAUGUGUUUGGAAAAGACUUUGUUUGCAGUCCUGGGCCGCUACAGGACCAUACUCCGCUGCUGCCAGACUCAUCUGAAAGACAGCACACAACUGCUUCAGGUACAAACUUCCCCUCAUGCAGUAAAAACUUGUGAUUUUUCAUCUGUUUUUGGUCAUAAAUCCUCACGGUUAUUUUCCACAGGAGUUAACCUGGAGUCACACUCACUUCAGGAACAGGGUGAGGAGCAGCAGCAGUGAGUCGGUGUGGCCGGAGCUGCUGCUUCAGUCCAACAUGGAGCAGGUAAACUGAACCCUGCCCGGUCGACAAACAGCAGACUCUUAGUUUUCAGGCUUAAAGACCCCUCUCUGUCUCCUCAGUUUGACAAGGUGCAGGAGAAUUUCCUCUCCAUGGAACAUCAGACCUCCACCUUCCAGGCCCACCUGGAGGGACUCAGAGAGGAAACUCAGGAGGGGCGCGCAGGCCUCCUCCGCUCAGGUUCAGUAUCUUCACAGACUUCCUCUACAGAGAGCAGAAACGGUGUCGCGUCACCUGAGCGCCAUAGUUCACCCUCUGCAUCAACACCUGUCCCUCAGACGGUUAAAACCAAAGACAGAGAAAUAAACGCCGUCCUCUCUCUGUGUGAGAGGUCAGCUCAGCACCUCUCCUCCACGAUCGGACGCCUGCGGAGAUCUGGGAGGAGAAAAUUAUCUUCACCGACUUUAUGA
This is a messenger RNA of Xyrichtys novacula (pearly razorfish), 5007 nucleotides long. Lineage: Eukaryota; Metazoa; Chordata; Actinopteri; Labriformes; Labridae. The record is from the annotation of a GenBank genome assembly.